Molecule: messenger RNA, 552 nt
Organism: Stylonychia lemnae
Lineage: Eukaryota; Ciliophora; Spirotrichea; Sporadotrichida; Oxytrichidae
Source: the annotation of a GenBank genome assembly
AUGGAUUAAUCUUAAAGCUAAGGCCAAUAGGAACCCUAUAUUAAACCAGCUGCUGUUCCAUAACCUACUCUGAAUGGUCUGUAUAAUUAGAUAAAUGAUGCAGUAUUUGAUAAGGAUACCAGAAAAUUUAUUGAGGAUGAAAAGGCAAAUAAUAGAAUAUUCACAAAAGCUUAGAAAGAUAUUUGUUGGGGGAACUCAGCAAUGAUUCCUCUGCGAGAUCCAAAGAGAUGGAGAUUAGAUCCAAUAGGAAAUCCAGUAUUCUAUACAUUAAGAGGAUGCCAUGGGGCUCUAUGCCAUGAAUAUGAUCAUAUUAUUCCUUUCUCAAAAGGAGGGAAGACAAGUGUACAUAAUUGCCAGAUUUUACAAACCAAAGUUAAUAAGUUCAAGAGCAACAAAGUAGGAAUAUCACUAGAGGAAUUAAAAAAGAGUAGUAAGCCUAUUAAAUUAUCACAUAGAGAUAUGGACAUGAUAGAAUAUUCAAUAAUGGGAAAUAUACAGAGAUAUGAUAUGAAGACAGGCGAAGCCAAGGAGGUAGAGUAACAAUUAUUUUGA